UGACCAUUAUGUAAGGUAGAUAAUCAGUAUAUAGAUAUAUAGAUGGUCAGAUUGGUUAACAUACAGUACAUUGGUGGUCAGUGUUGCAUUUAUGAUUGUGGUACACUGACCACCAAUGUAAGAGGAUCACACAUUACAUUGAGAUGUUGUGUCUCAAGCAGGGGCGGACUGACCAUUUGGAAACUCGGGCACUGCCCGAGGGCCCAGGGUCAGUAGGGAGCCCCAUGAGAUGCCCCUGGUACCUUUUUCAUAGGCUCUUUUGAGUUUGGGCAAGGACACAGGGGCCCCAUGAUCCCCUAUUGCCCGGGGGCCCCAUGA
Staurois parvus is the source of this 318-nucleotide messenger RNA. NCBI's taxonomy places the organism in Eukaryota, Metazoa, Chordata, Amphibia, Anura, Ranidae. The record is from the annotation of a GenBank genome assembly.